AUGAAGACCAAGGAGCUCUCCAAGCAGGUCAAGGACAAGCCAGGGAGCACACACAUUCCCCGCCUGCACUUGUUCAUGCCUGGCUUUGCACCGCUAACCACCAGGGGGAGCCAGCAGUACCGCGCCCUGACGGUGCCGGAACUCACCCAGCAGAUGUUAGACGCCCGCAACAUGAUGGCGGCGUGUGACCCGCGCCAUGGCCGCUACCUCACCGUGGCCACUGUAUUCCGUGGGCCCAUGUCCAUGAAGGAGGUGGACGAGCAGAUGCUGGCCAUCCCGAACAAGAACAGUAGCUACUUUGUGGAGUGGAUCCCCAGUAACGUCAAGGUGGCCGUGUGUGACAUCGCACCCCGCGGCCUCAAGAUGGCCUCCACGUUCAUCGGCAACAGUACAGCCAUCCAGGAGCUGUUCAAGCGCAUCUCGGAGCAGUUUGCGGCCAUGUUCCGCCGCAAGGCCUUCCUGCACUGGUUCACAGGGGAGGGCAUGGACGAGAUGGAGCUCACGGAGGCAGAGAGUAACAUGAACGACCUAGUGUCUGAGUACCAGCAGUACCAGGAGGCCACGGCCAAUGACGGGGAAGAGACAUUUGACGAUGAGGAAGAAGAGCUCAAUGAGUAA
Molecule: messenger RNA, 618 nt
Organism: Coregonus clupeaformis (lake whitefish)
Lineage: Eukaryota; Metazoa; Chordata; Actinopteri; Salmoniformes; Salmonidae
Product: tubulin beta chain-like
Exons: 2
Coding region: 1-618 (205 amino acids)
Biological process (GO): mitotic cell cycle; microtubule cytoskeleton organization
Cellular component (GO): cytoplasm; microtubule
Molecular function (GO): structural constituent of cytoskeleton; GTP binding; GTPase activity
Source: RefSeq, a predicted model, not a curated record